This is a messenger RNA of Melozone crissalis (California towhee), 1969 nucleotides long. Its product is annotated as cytochrome P450 7B1. The record is from RefSeq and is a predicted model, not a curated record. Gene Ontology annotation, molecular function: steroid hydroxylase activity; heme binding; iron ion binding. NCBI's taxonomy places the organism in Eukaryota, Metazoa, Chordata, Aves, Passeriformes, Passerellidae. The transcript has 6 exons. Gene Ontology annotation, biological process: cholesterol homeostasis; bile acid biosynthetic process. Bases 257 to 1507 code for a protein of 416 amino acids.
GCUGCCGCUCGGUACCUACGGCGGGGCGGCCGCCGCCGCCGCCCUGCUGCUCUGGGCCGUGUGCGUGCUCUGCAGGAGGAGAAGAAAGACUGGAGAGCCCCCACUAAUAAAUGGCUGGAUUCCUUACCUUGGGAAAGCUCUGAUAUUUAGAAAAGAUGCUUACAAAUUCUUACUGGAUCAGCAAAAGAAAUUUGGAGAUAUUUUCACUGUACAUAUUGCUGGUGAGAAAUAUUUUAGUAGAUAUAUUACCUUUAUCAUGGACCCAUUUCAAUAUGUCUAUGUCAUCCGAAAUAGCAAGCAACUUGAAUUUCAUGAAUUUGCAAAUAAAAUGGCAUCCAAAACUUUUGACUACCCAGCCUUGUCAAAAGGAAAAUUCCCUGAACUCAAGGAAAACCUGCACAGAAUCUACCAGUAUCUACAAGGCAAGCCUUUGGAUAUCAUUUCUGACCACAUGAUGAAAAAUCUCCAGGAUAUAUUUGAAUGGAAAUGCUCACAAGCAACAGAUUGGGAAACAGAAAAAAUGUACAAAUUCUGCUGCUCUGUAAUGUUUGAAGCCAGUUUUGUAACACUAUAUGGAAGAGUUCCUGCUGCAGAUGGCCACAAAGUUAUUAGUGAAAUCAGAGACAAAUUUAUCAAGUUUGAUGCCAGCUUUCCCUAUUUAGCUGCAAACAUACCAAUUGAGUUGCUAGGAGCUACCAAGAAGGUUCGGAAGGAGCUUAUACAUCAUUUUUUACUUCAGAACAUGACAAAAUGGCUGGGAGGGUCAAAAGUGGUCCAAGCCAGACAAGAUAUAUUUGAGAAAUAUGAGCUGCUUGGAGAUUAUGACAAAGCAGCACAUCAUUUUGCCUUCCUGUGGGCCUCUGUGGGAAACACGAUUCCAGCUACAUUCUGGGCCAUGUAUUAUCUUCUGCGGCACCCAGAAGCUCUUGCAGCGGUGCGUGACGAGAUUGACCAUUUGCUGCAGUCAACAGGUCAAAAGAGAGGGCCCACAUAUAACAUCCACCUCACCAGAGAACAAUUGGACAACCUGGUCUACCUAGAGAGUGCCUUAAACGAGAGUUUAAGAAUGUGCUCGUCCUCUAUGAACAUCCGCAUCAGCCAAGAGGAUUUUGUUCUCAAGCUUGAAGGGAAUCAAGAAGUCGUUUUGAGGAAAGGAGACUGGAUAGCCCUUUACCCGCAGAUUUUGCACAUGGACCCUGAGGUCUAUGAAGAUCCUAAGGAGUAUAAGUUCGAUCGAUACAUAGAGAAUGGCAAGAAGAAAACCACAUUCUACAAGGCAGGAAGAAAACUGAAGUAUUUCCUAAUGCCCUUUGGCUCUGGGAUUAGCAUGUGUCCAGGGAGGUUCCUCGCAAUGAAUGAGAUGAAGAUGUUUCUUUUCAUACUAUUGUCUCAUUUUGAUGUAGAACUAGCAGAAAACAAAGCUGUCAGACUUGAUAACAGUCGCAUGGGCCUUGGUAUCCUCCUGCCAGACGUUGAUAUUGCCUUUCGUUACAAACUAAGGUCCUAAAGAAAUUGAGCAGCUGCCUAGAUGCCUUCCACUAAUCUCCAUGUUUGCUCUGUUUCAUCACUCAGCUUUAUAUUUUUGGACACGUUUGCUUUUCCCUCUUUGCUUUUACCUCCUUCCUCUUUGUUUCUAAGGAGAAAAGCUGUUGCGCUGGAGGUAAAGACCAGAUGCAGGGACAUGCAGCCUCAAUUUGUCCUGCUUGAGUUGUGAGAAGUGAGGUGAUGUUACCAGAGUCUGGCCAAGUAAAUAGCCCAGCAUCUCUACAAGGUGCAUCCCCAUACUCUUGGUUGUGAGAUGAGCAGGAUUUACAGGGAGGAUGAAUCCAGGCCACUUACAUGAAUAUCAGCAUCUGCUUAUAGAAGCAUAACAGCAAGAAAGGGAGAGCUUCUUGUGAUUAUUAUCCUAACUUUACAGUUACUUUAUUUCUUUCAUGGCCUUGAGCCCUUUAUUUGGGAGAUGUGAUGG